This is a messenger RNA of Podarcis muralis (Common wall lizard), 403 nucleotides long. The record is from RefSeq and is a predicted model, not a curated record. Lineage: Eukaryota; Metazoa; Chordata; Lepidosauria; Squamata; Lacertidae.
GUGUUGGAUUGUUGGUAUGGACGCUGAUUGCUGGAACAGAAUAUUUCCUAUAUCCUGUCUUCGGCUGGGUAAUGUUUGUAGCUGUGUUUUACUGGGUCCUUACGCUGUUCUUCCUAAUCAUCUACAUGACAAUGACGUACACUCGGAUUCCCCAAGUGCCAUGGACCACUGUAGGCCUGUGUUUUAACGGGAGUGCCUUUCUUUUGUACUUCAUUGCUGCCAUUGUAGACGCAUGUGCCGUCACCAAGGAAUUGGACAGCCACAACUACAACAGCUGGGCGGCUUCUUCAUUCUUUGCAUUCGUUGUAACUUCCUGCUACGGUGGAAAUGCCUACUUUAGUUUUGUAUCUUGGAGAUCGCGGAACUUGCAAUAAAUGUCCUCUUUAAGUUAAGAAAAAACACA